Molecule: messenger RNA, 1219 nt
Organism: Paramecium sonneborni
Lineage: Eukaryota; Ciliophora; Oligohymenophorea; Peniculida; Parameciidae
Source: the annotation of a GenBank genome assembly
AUGAAAGGUUUCGAUUAUACAAGUAAUUUGAUUUAUUCUUAUAAAAAUUCAUUGAAUGAAAUGAAAUAAAUACUUGAAUUUGAUGGAUAUAAUGAUUUUGAAAUUAAGGAGGAAUUAAAUUUGAUCAAAUAUACGAUUAACAAUUAACGAGUCAUUAAACUAAAUUAUUUGCUUUAUCUUUUUGUAAUUUUAUUUAAAUAUAGUAAAGGAAAUCAAAUAUGUAAGAAUAACAGUAGCAUAAUUAAUUUAAUUAUGUAAGGAGAUUGUUCAAAAAUAUUAUUAAAUGUAAUAGAAUUCAAUAUAACAUAAUUAUUUGCAUUUAAAUAGAGUUUUAUUAAAAUUAGAUUCAAACUAAGAAAGUCUAUCGAUAUUACCAAUAAAAUUAAAUUAUAAAGUACAUUUUACAGGAUAUGAUUGUCCAUUCUAUGAAAGAGAAGAUUUUUAAAAUUAUUAAAUUAAUGAUGCAGAUGCUAUUAAAUCUAUUGUUUUAGAAAUUAUUAAUUUUAUAGAAAAAUAUUCAAUGAGAAAAACUAGAAAUGAUUAAAAGUUCUAAUAAAUAAUUGAAAGUUUAAAAAGUUCAAUCCGUGAAUCAUUUGAUUCAUUUAUUCAAAUAAUAAAUGAAAUUUUUUAAUAAUAUUCUAAUUAAAAUAAUGAAAAAUAAAAAUUAGUUAAUAUAGAUUAACAAUUUGAACAUUUAAAUUUUAAAAGAAACAAGUUUUAACAUAGUGUGUAAUUAAAUCUAUAAGAACUUUAAAAUAAAUUUUUAACAAAUAAUAAUUAUCAUUUUUAUGAACUUAAUUUAUAUAUAACUUUGCCAUUGAUGACAAAAGAAUUUAGAAAAAGUAUAACUAUUUAUUUACCUUAAUAACCACCAUAAGAUUUAUUAUUUAUUAGUAUUAGAAAUUAAUUAGAAUGUUGUGAGGAAAAUUUAAUAAAAUCGUUAAUUAAUGAACAAAUUGAUAUUUUUAAUAAAUCAUAUAAGUUUGAAUGGGAUAUAAAUGCUAUUAUAAAAGAAAUAAAAAAAAUAUUACUUUUAAAAUAUUAAAUACUCGAAUAUUUUUACAAUGAUUAUCAAAUCUUAAUAAAUAAUGAUGUCGAUAUAAUAAUUAAUUAAAUUAGCUUCUUAAAGAAAAAUAUAGCAUAAGAUGCAAUUAAUAAUUUUAUUUAUGAUUAUUAGUUAAGUUUAAAUUUGCUUUAAUUGAUUGAUGAUUCUAUUUGA